CUGGUGUUUGUCGUCGAACGAAGAGAACAAAAUCUGAUCCAGAUGCAUUCUGAUCUGAAAUCGUAAGCUAUCGAUAUUUAAAUUUUUUUACGUAAAUUCAAGCCUGUCAUUUUUCAGAUAUUUCGAAAUUAACGACAUAUCUUCAGACUCAGUCAGAGUUUUAUGGUACUUUUGCCUGCAUCCGGCUUUUAAUUCCAAAUGGGCUAAUAUUUACGCUUUCUUAAGUGUUUCGUUGAAUUCUCUGUACAUUGCGUUAGCAAUUAAAGGGAUAUUGCUUUCCUACAACCAAAACAUAUUUUUGACGUCGGAAUAUUUACAAACUUGUAUUCUAUGCACGCAUAUAAUGGGUAGUGCAUUAAAUAUACACAUUCGAAGACAGAACUUACUUAAAUUGCUUGAACAAAAAUCGAGGUUUUGGAAAAUUGGAACAACUGAUAAAAAAUCAUUGCGUCUACAAAGUUUGAAAAGAUUUCACUUCGUCAAGAAAAUCAUACGCUGUUACUAUUUACUUUCGUUCCUUUCUUUGGUAUUAUUUGAUUUGCAGCCUUUUACCGCGGGUGUAUUGCCUGUAGUAUGCUAUGUACCAAAAGGAUGGUUCUAUUAUUUAUUGUUUCCAAUGUGGUACAUAUCAACAAUUGCUUUUGCUUCCACGAUAGGAACAACUUGCCUUUUUUGUUCGCUUGUAACUUCUCUAAUUGAACAGUUUCAACUGCUGGCACAAGGAUUUAGGGAUAUGUGCAACAACAGUCGUGAUAAUAUUUGGAAAGAGCUAAAGGCUUUGGUCGAUCAUAACAACUUUUUAUUAAGUUAUUGCGAAGAACUGAAUGUGGCAUUUAGAAGUAUAUUUUUACUUCUUUUUCUAAUUACAAUAGUGUCUGCAUCUGUGGCUAUUUUCAUUUUUAUGCAACCGGGACCCUUGGUUAAUAGAGCCAAAUGCAUGGUCCAUUUUGUUGUUGCCAUUAUUGAAAUAGGAUUUUAUUGUGUCCCACUGGAAAUCCUCAUCACCACUGCUCUUAAAAUAGAUAGUAUUCUCUACGAUUCAAAAUGGUACGAAAUAGAAAUGAUCCCUUUCAAGAAAUGUUUAACACUUAUUACAAGUAGAGCUCAAAAACUUAUGGUGUUCAGUGGCCAUGGACUGGUUAACAUGAAUCUUAAUACUUAUGUUUUAGUAAGGCUUUAUCAAAAUGUUUCAAGUUAUUUAAUGCCUUUUUCUAGAUUUGUAAAACUGUUUUCAGCUUUUACACAUACUUAAACUCAUUUCAGCAACCGUAAGCGAGAUAAUCAUAGUUCUUAUGGAUAAUACAGCUGAUUUAAAAUUUUUAAACGUGUUAAGUGCGUCUAGUUUAGUUAAACUUCUUGUAAAUUAAGGUAAUUCUU
Molecule: messenger RNA, 1377 nt
Organism: Zophobas morio
Lineage: Eukaryota; Metazoa; Arthropoda; Insecta; Coleoptera; Tenebrionidae
Exons: 5
Coding region: 344-1252 (302 amino acids)
Biological process (GO): detection of chemical stimulus involved in sensory perception of smell; sensory perception of smell
Cellular component (GO): plasma membrane
Molecular function (GO): odorant binding; olfactory receptor activity
Source: RefSeq, a predicted model, not a curated record